GGGCGGACGUGCGCAAGUGCGCAGGCGCGAGUGUGGGGCGGGCUGUGAGCGGAAUCUCAGCGAGCCUCAGUCUCUGCUGCAUCCCCUUGCCUAUCGCCAUGGCCGCCUACAAGCUGGUCCUCAUCCGGCACGGCGAGAGCGCCUGGAACCUGGAGAACCGCUUCAGCGGCUGGUACGAUGCCGACCUGAGCCCGGCGGGCCACGAGGAGGCGAAGCGCGGCGGACAGGCGUUGCGAGAUGCUGGCUAUGAAUUCGACAUCAGCUUCACCUCCGUGCAGAAGAGAGCAAUCCGGACCCUCUGGACAGUCCUGGAUGCCAUUGACCAGAUGUGGCUGCCAGUAGUCAGGACCUGGCGCCUCAAUGAGCGACACUAUGGGGGUCUGACUGGUCUCAAUAAAGCAGAAACUGCUGCUAAGCAUGGUGAGGCACAGGUAAAGAUCUGGAGGCGAUCUUACGAUGUCCCACCACCGCCAAUGGAGCCUGACCAUCCCUUCUACAGCAACAUCAGUAAGGAUCNUAACUAA
Messenger RNA from Alexandromys fortis (reed vole), 524 nucleotides. RefSeq names its product phosphoglycerate mutase 1-like. Lineage: Eukaryota; Metazoa; Chordata; Mammalia; Rodentia; Cricetidae. The record is from RefSeq and is a predicted model, not a curated record. Gene Ontology annotation, biological process: glycolytic process. The transcript has a single exon. Gene Ontology annotation, molecular function: intramolecular phosphotransferase activity. The coding region runs from base 99 to 524 and encodes 141 amino acids.